This is a messenger RNA of Fraxinus pennsylvanica, 639 nucleotides long. NCBI's taxonomy places the organism in Eukaryota, Viridiplantae, Streptophyta, Magnoliopsida, Lamiales, Oleaceae. The record is from the annotation of a GenBank genome assembly.
AUGGCGAAGGCUCAGCGGGGUGAGGUCGUGUCAUUGGAGCUCCCUGCACCUGCCUCUUGGAAAAAAUUGUACAUGCCAAAGAAGGGAACGCCAAGGAAGAAUGAAGUAUCAUUUGUUGCUCCUACUGGAGAGGAAAUUAAUAACCGAAAACAGCUGGAGCAGUACUUGAAGUCUCAUCCUGGAAAUCCUGCAAUAUCAGAAUUUGAUUGGAGCACUGGUGAGACUCCAAGAAGAUCAUCAAGGAUCAGUGAGAAGGCAAAGGCCACGCCUCCAUCUAAAGAAAGUGAGUCGCCUAAUAAACGGAGGAAGAAAGCAUCAGGUACACGGAAAGACAAAGAGACGGACACUGGAAAAGAGGAAUUGGAAGGGAAGAAAGAAGUUGAGAAACAAGAUGAAGAAGUUGAUGAGAACAAAGAACAAGAAAAACAAACUGAUAAUCUGAUGGGUUCUGAGAAAGGCCCCAAGGAAAAUCCUGGUAUGGAUGUUGAGAUGCACGGUGAUAACCAAGGGAAGAGUGUCAUUGUUGAGAAAGGUGGGAAUGAUAAGGAUGAACCUACCGACAAAACUAACGAGGCCGAAGAUACUUCAAAGGUGGAAGAGAAGCCAGUUACUGGGGCUGCAGAAAUUGGAAGCCGCUGA